Molecule: messenger RNA, 3588 nt
Organism: Chrysoperla carnea
Lineage: Eukaryota; Metazoa; Arthropoda; Insecta; Neuroptera; Chrysopidae
Product: roundabout homolog 2-like
Exons: 12
Coding region: 1-3588 (1195 amino acids)
Biological process (GO): axon guidance; cell adhesion
Cellular component (GO): plasma membrane
Molecular function (GO): protein binding
Source: RefSeq, a predicted model, not a curated record
AUGAUAUCAAUAUCAUUCCUCAAAUUAUUAAUUAUAGUUAAUUGGUAUUCCUCAUCAAUAUUUGUAACAGGACAAUAUCGUAUACCUCGCAUAAUUGAACAUCCUAUUGAUAUAACAGUUAGUAAAAAUGAUCCAGCAACGUUGAAUUGUAAAGCAGAAGGAAAACCAGAACCAACAAUUGAAUGGUAUAAAUAUAAUCAUAAACAGGAGGUACAACUAAUUGGAACCACUGGGGAUUCAACAAAUCGUUUAGUUGUACUUCCUACAGGAUCAUUAUUCUUUUUUCGAACUCGUCAUAGUUUUACAAGUAGCUCGACUGGUAGUGGUUCAAGUAGUGCUGAUCAUAGUAAUAGUGAUUCUGGUGUUUAUUUUUGUUUGGCUAAAAAUAUUAUUGGACAAGUUCGAUCAAAUAAUGCAACAUUACAAAUUGCAAUAUUACGUGAUGAAUUUCGUUUAGAACCAACCGAUAUAUUAAUUGGUAACAAUGAACGUGCACUAUUUGAAUGUGUACCACCACGUGGUAUACCAGAACCAACAAUACAUUGGUAUAAAAAUAACAAAUUAAUAAAUAUUGAUAAUAAACAUUAUAAAUUACUAAUAAAUAAUACAAGUACAACAUCAAAUACAAUUAGUACACAAACAACAUUAACAAAUACAAUCAAUAAACCAAUAUUAUAUUCAUUGUUAAUCAAUAAUAUAUCGAUUGAUGAUCGGGGUAAAUAUAAAUGUGUUGCUACAAAUGUUGUUGGAAAACGUGAAUCAAGAGAUGCCAAUUUAAUUGUACAUGUGAAACCAUAUAUAACAAAAGAACCAGAUCAUAUAACACAAUUAGUUGGUACAGAUGCAAUAUUUAAUUGUAUGAUAGAGGGUGAUCCACAACCGACAAUAUUAUGGAAACGAAUCAAUAAUAAUGAUAAACAAGAAUUAUUAUUACCAUUUAGUCGUGUUCGCAUUACAGAUGAUAAUCAAUCACUAAUUAUCACAAACGUUACACAACAAGAUGCUGGUACAUAUGUAUGUAUCGGUAGUAAUGAUGUGGGUCAAGUUCAAGCAAAAGCCACGUUAACCAUAUACUUAUCACCAAUAUUUUUAAUAAAACCCCAAGAUAUAACAAUUGGUAUGAAUGGUCAAGUAAUAUUCGAAUGUCGUGUUGAUGGUAUACCAAUGCCAUCAAUAUAUUGGAGUAAAGAAGGUAGACCAGAACAAUUAAUGUUUCCGAACAACACAUACGGUCAUAUUCAUGUAAAUAACGAUGGUACACAGUUAAUUAUUUAUGGUGUCACAUCUGACGAUCAAGGUGUAUAUGAGUGUACUGCGCUAAGUGUAGCUGGUUCAAUUACAACAUCUGUACAAUUAAAUGUGAUUACUGAUGAUACAAUUGAUACCAAUGAUAAUGAAUCAAUAGUUGCUAUACCACCAAUUAUACAAUAUGGCCCAACAAAUCAAACGCUGUUUGUAAAUAGUUAUAUGAUAUUACCAUGUUCAACGACUACUUCUGGUGGAGAUGGUACUAAUAUGCAUGGAACUACGAAAAUACAUUGGUACAAAGAUGGACAAUUGAUUCAUCAUACCAAUAAUAAUAGGAUACAAAUUAAUUAUAAGACUGGACUACUGCAUAUUACAGAUUUAGAAUACUCUGAUAGUGGUUUAUAUACUUGUACAGUAUCAUCAAAAUCUGGUGAAACAUCCUGGAGUGGUUCUUUAACAGUAAUCAACAACAACAAUAACUACAACUAUCAUCGUCAACCAAAUAUCACACAAUAUCCUCACCCUCCUUCAAAACCAACAAUAAUCAAUAUUACAGAAACAACAAUCACAUUAACAUGGAAUUAUCAUCAUUCACAUAACGAACAUCAUCAUUCAAAUAUCUCCGAUAUCAUUGGUUAUACAAUUGAAUAUUGGAGUCCUGAUCUUCAAACUGGUUGGGUUGUCGUUGCCAAUCGUAUUUCAAAUAACAUUUACACAAUCAACGAAUUAAAACCGGAUACAACGUACAUAUUUAUAAUCCGUUCCGAAAAUAUAUACGGUUUAUCAGCUCCAUCAAAAUUAUCACAACGUGUGAAAACAUUAUCAUAUGAUACCUUGUUAUCAAUUGAUCAACAACAAGAUUUAUCAUUAUUCGAUGAUGAUGAAUUACAGAAUAUCGAUGAUAAUAAUGAAUUAUUAAUUGAUCGUAUACGAUAUAUUUUAAAUACGUAUAAAUGUACAUUAAUACAUGUUCAAGCUAAUACAUCUAAUUCCAUUUAUUUAAAAUGGAUCGUAAAAAGUACAACGUCACAAAUAAAUAAUAAAAAUAUUAUACAAGGUUUUUAUAUACGUUUUCGUGAUUUAUCUGGGGGUAAUGGUGCAACAAAAUAUGAAAUAUUUAUACAGGGCUUUUAUAAAAAGUUAAACGGUCUACCAUCGAAUACAUGGAUUGUACAAACAUUAGAAGAUAUACCAUCAGGUCCACCUACAAAUAUACAAGGUGGUUUAAUAAAUAUUACUUGUGGAUGGAUUCGAUGGUCUUCACCAUUACCGCAACAUCAUAAUGGUAUUAUAUUAGGAUAUAAAUUACAAAUAUUAAAUGUUACAUCGACCAAACAUAAAUUAUUAGCACAAAUUACUAAAUAUGGUGCUAAAGUUGCAGCAUAUACAAAAGUUGGUUUAGGUCCAUUUACUGAUAUUAUUUUAUUAAAUAGUUUUAAUUAUAAUGAUUUAACAAUAAUCGAACAACAUCACACUACUCAUACGUUAUUUAAUCAAAAUAAAGGGGCGCUAUUAAUAACAAAUAAUGCUGCUAAUAACAGUGUAAUUACAUCGUUAAUUAAUAAUGAACAAACAAUUAUAAUUAUAAUUCGAUAUUAUAAUGGAGGAAGUUUAGGUGGUACAACGCGUCGUAAUAUUCAACCUGUAGUGCCACAUUAUGAUGAUAUUAAUAAUUAUCAUAUUACAAAGACAUCAGCACCCCAUCAUCAUCACCAUCGGCAUCAUUUUGAUGACGAUGUUGAACUAACAACAAUUACGAAUAAAAAAGCACCACCUCCGUCACGUACUCGAACCACCACAACCACAACAUUAUGGAUCGAUGAUGGUUGGCGACCAGUUAUCAUACAAUCAUCAUCAUCAUCAUUACCUGCACCACCACCGAUGCAACAUCCCCCACCACCACCCAUCACCCAAUAUCACCAUCCAGCAAGUCAUCCUGAAUUACAAUCUUCACAUUAUCAUUAUACAAAUGUGAUUGAUAGUAAUUAUAAUCCAGAGUAUAUUGAAGUGAAUAAUGCAUUGCUGUCAUCACCUAGUACAGCGGAAUAUGGUGUGGUCGGUGGUGGGGAUGAUAGUACUAUUGGUGGUGCUAAUGAUGAUGAAACAUCAUGUUUAUAUGUUGAAACCAUACCACAACAUCAACAAACUUCGAAUACGUCAUCGUUACAUUCACAAUCUCAUACGCCGUCAUCAUAUCAUCAAUUUGAUUUAUAUAAAUUUUUAAAUACUAUGUAUAUAAAUAAUAAUUAUGUGAAUGAUUUUGAUAUGUCUAGAAAUUAUUACAUUGUAAUUUCUAGAUAUUUGAUCAAAUUUUAUUCAGCAUUCAAUGAUCUCAUUUAA